Molecule: messenger RNA, 2615 nt
Organism: Misgurnus anguillicaudatus (oriental weatherfish)
Lineage: Eukaryota; Metazoa; Chordata; Actinopteri; Cypriniformes; Cobitidae
Gene: sdcbp
Product: syndecan binding protein (syntenin)
Cellular component (GO): cytoplasm; plasma membrane
Molecular function (GO): protein binding
Source: RefSeq, a predicted model, not a curated record
CGCGCACACGGCUGUAUUCAGGAGCGCGCUCGCACGGUGACAUCAGACGCGCUGGAGCAUCUGCGUCAUCUGAACUAACCGCUGUUAAUAUUACAACAACAUCUAAAAUACAGCCAACUACAUCAGCUGAUUUGCCCAAAUAAACACCCAGAGACGAGUCAAACAUCGGACGCGCUGUGACGCGUUGCAGGUGAGUGCGCAUCAUUCCGGCCGGUCGUUGCGUUUACAUCGGUGCCAUACGGUUUCGCUGAAAAUCGAUCCUCUGUGUCUGAAACAGGAUCAUCAUCAUCAUGUCACUGUAUCCUUCUCUGGAAGACAUGAAGGUGGAUAAGUUCAUCCAGUCACAGAACACACCCACCGCCAGCCCGUCAAAAGCUUUACCUCUUCCUGAACCUUCCAGGACCCAGAAUGAGCUCAGCAUCACUUGCUAUGAUGAGUCAAAAACUGAAGAGAUUGGUACAUCGGGGAGGCUGUACCCUGAGCUGAAUGAGUUUAUGGGUUUAAAUCUCAGUGCAGACGCUCUACACAGUCUUUCGUCUUCUGUCCUCGACCAGACCAGUGGGGCUCUCAGUGUCCGCACAUCUGCGACGAGCUGGGCGGCAGCACCUUUAACAGGAAGUGACAUGGGCAUAAAGAGGGCGGAGAUUCAACAGGGCGUUCGGGAGGUGGUGAUUUGUAAAGACAUGGAUGGGAAGAUUGGUCUCCGUCUUAAAGCCAUUGACAAUGGUGUGUUUGUGCAGUUGGUGCAGUCGAACACUGCAGCUGCGUUGGGUGGACUGCGCUUUGGCGAUCAGAUUUUGCAGAUCAACGGUGAAUCGUGUGCUGGCUGGAGCAGUGAGACGGCACACAAAGUACUGAAGAACGCCAACCCAGAACGCAUUACUCUGGUGGUGCGAGACAGGCCACUGGAGAGAACAGUUACUCUACACAAAGACAUGAACGGACAGCUGGGGUUCCUCUUUAAAAAAGGAAAAAUCACAGCGAUAGUAAAGGACAGUUCGGCGGCACGAAACGGCCUCCUCACCGAUCAUCAGAUCUGUGAGAUCAACGGCCAGAACAUCAUCGGACUGAAGGACCCCCAAAUCACAGACAUCCUUAAUUCCAGCGGGAGUGUUGUCACGGUAACGGUGAUGCCAGUGGUCAUCUUUGAACACAUGAUGAAAAGGAUGUCCACCAGUAUUGUGAAAUCAUUAAUGGAUCACUCAAUCCCUGAGGUGUGAGGUGCUUCCGAUCGGACCGUACAGCCGAGCGUGAGGUCACAGUCUAGAGGCGUUGUGUUUGGUCUGCAGCACAAGUGCGGUUGUUUGUGUUUGCAGUCGUGUGUGAUAUUUGCGUGUGUGUGAGAGCGAUAUCCGGUAGACAAAUAGAUGAAAGGAAACAUACAGUAACAGAUUUUUGUUUAAGCUUAAAAUGAAAAAUUGAUCAUGUAGCCUACUCUUCCUCAUGUACUUGCAAAUCUGUAUGACCUUCAUGAUAAACAAACAAAAAUUUGUGUGCUGUUUGGCACUAAAAAUGACAAAAAUCAUCAAGAAAGGAAAUCAAACUUUUGCAACCUAUAUUUUCUUAGAUGCAAAACCCUCUAAGUGCGUCUGGCAGCAUCUGGCUCUUAUUUUUAGGUUUAGAAAUUUCACUUUAAUGGCAGUGAAAAGGUUGUUAGUCAGUUAUUGUAAAGUAAUUUCAUAAUUUCAUUGGUAUUUAACAAAUUUUACUGUGUAUUACCGUGGCCUGGAAAGGCAAAAAUAAAUAACAAUGGUAAAUUACUUAUUUACAAGAUUAAAAACAAAUUUACAAGUUUUUUUUAACAAAUUUACAAGUUUUAUAACAAUUUACAAGUUUUUUAACAAAUUUACAAUGAGCGAACAAAAGUACAAGUGUUUAAACAAAUUUACAAUGAGCGAACAAAAUUACAAGUUUUUUAACAAAUUUGCAAUGAGCGAAGUUUUAAAACAAAUUUACGUUACAGCACCAUGUAAACAAACUCGUCAAGCUUCCCGGUUUCAGUCUAUGAAACCCCGGAAGCGAACGAACAAUGCAGUCCUGAUUAAAAAGUUUGAAGCACCCUCUCGUGUUGUCUGUAAUCUAAUGAGAAAGUCAGUGAAUUAUUUUGAUUACUGCCACCCAAAACGUGUGCAACUUGGAAAGCUAGCGUUAGCUAACUAAAACUAUUUCACUUACCUGAAAAUAAGGUCCAAUAUCCCUUUAAGUCACUUCGGAAGCGAUGAAAGGUUAUAUAUUAUCACUCUCUUUCCGUUAAUAGGAUGUACAGCCUAAUACACAACAUCGCAUUCACAACUCUCAUGUGAUUCACGGCGAUACUUCCGGGUUUCUUCCCACCGGAGGCUCGGAUGCGUGACGUCAGCGUAUUGUACCUACCCUUUCCGUAAUAAAUGUAAAUUUGUUUUAAAACGUGUAAUUUGUUCGCUCAUUGUAAAUUUGUUAAAAAAAUUGUAAAUUUGUUCACUCAUUGUAAAUUUGUUCACUCAUUGUAAAUUUGUUAAAAAAAACUUGUAAAUUUGUUCACUCAUUGUAAAUUUGUUAAAAAACUUGUAAAUUUGUUCACUCAUUGUAAAUUUGUUAAAAAACUUGUAAAUUUGUUAAAAAACUUGUAAAUUUGU